Messenger RNA from Aphanomyces astaci, 1917 nucleotides. RefSeq lists its product as hypothetical. The record is from RefSeq and is a predicted model, not a curated record. Gene Ontology annotation, molecular function: RNA binding. The transcript is spliced from 4 exons. Gene Ontology annotation, cellular component: U2-type spliceosomal complex; RES complex. NCBI's taxonomy places the organism in Eukaryota, Oomycota, Saprolegniomycetes, Saprolegniales, Verrucalvaceae. The coding region runs from base 30 to 1844 and encodes 604 amino acids. Gene Ontology annotation, biological process: mRNA splicing, via spliceosome.
CACGUUUUCAACAACGAGGUGUGGACGGGAUGGCGGCGUCCAAGAUGGAAGCGCUGAAGCGGUAUAUGGGCGGCGGUGCUCCCGAGGAAAAGCUCAAGAAGAAGCGUAAGAAGAAGAAGACGGACACAGGACUUGGCAUGUAUGUCGUGGACGACGACGACGAUGCUUGGAACGAUGGUUUGUCGAAACAAGGGAAAGGGAAGGAUCUAUGGCAAGACGAGCGCACCGAAUAUGACGAAGAACAACCCACUGUCGUGGGGGACGGCGCCGAGGACUACGACCCUGAAUCCCAGCCUAUUGUGGCGAACGCAGAAGAGUUCUUUGAGCGGGAACGGACCGAGGAGUUGGAGAAGCAGUGGCUGGCCGCCGAAACGAAGCCAUCGGUAGACGCAUCACCACCACGCAAAGCACGACAUCAGGAUGCAUCACCACCACGCAAAUCACGACAGCAGGACGCGUCAUCUCCACCGCGAAAGUCACGCCGGCAAGAUGUUAAGGACCCUUCAGAAGCGUCGUCUCCUUCCAGACAAAAGGAGGAUUUGUCUCCGCCACGAAAGGUCCGUCAUGAAGAAAACUCGCCCCCGCGACGGCGCAAGAAAGUAGCUAGUGGUGAUAGACCACAAGAUCUAUCUCAAGAGGAGAAUUCCUCUCCCCCUCGUCGCCCAAGGGACGAUACCUCCCCGCCUCGCCGAUCCCAUCGGGAAAUUUUCUCGCCGCCCCGCCGGUCUCAUCGGGAUACUUCCUCGCCGCCUCGACGUCGGUCUCGCUUUGACAAUGCGUCACCUCCACGACGGGAGAAACAGCGGGACGAUGGCUCUCAGCGAUCCACUCGAGACCAUGCCGCGUCUCCGCCUCGCAGAUCUCGACGAACUGACGACAGUUCGCCGCCGCGCCGUUCUCAGCGGGAAAAUUCCCCUCCUUCCAGCCGAAGUCGCCGGGUCGAUGCUUCCCCACCACGUCGAUCCCAUCAAGACAAGUCCCCUCGUCGAUCUGGUCGGGAUACGUCGUCGCCCCGUCGCCGAUCUCGAUUUGACGUCGCGCCGUCGUCGCGUAAGGAAUCUUCCUCGCCCCCCCGACGACGACCCCACGAGGAAAUUUCCCCGCCCCGUCCGCGGUCGUCCACAUCAACAUCCAAAUUCGACCCACGCCGUCGUGACGCGCCGACGUCACCCAAAAGUGGUCGCCGUGACGGCAACGCGUCAUCCCCACGUCGAAACCCAUCCAACGACGACCAACUUGCCGUGGGCGGGGUGUUCACUGGAAAAGAGUUCAAAGCCCAACAAGAUCAACUCCGAGCGACCCAGCAAGCCGCGUUUCAAGACGAAGCCCUGAUGGGCAAACAGGCAGAAACGAUCUACCGUGACAAGCGAGGCCGGAAGUUGGACAUGUUGAUGGAGAUGCAGCGGCAGCAGGAGAUCCAGGAUGGCAAGCGUAAGCGCGAAGCCAAAGAAGAGUUUGAGUGGGGCACGGGGAAAGUCCGCAAAGAGGAACUCAGGUCCCACCAGCAAGAGCUCGACGCGAUGCGGGCCAAGCCAUUUGCACGACAUAACGACGACGCCGAGCUCGAAAGUCUGCGCAAGGCCAAACCAAGGGCGUUCGACCCGAUGGAAAGCUCGCUGUUCAAGGACGACGUGGACGACACAGCCAAGAAGGGGCCCAAGAAGAACCAAAAGCCAACGUACGCUGGCCCCCCCGCGCCCCCAAACCGAUUCAACAUCCCCCCGGGGUAUCGAUGGGAUGGCGUUGUGCGAGGAAACAACUGGGAAGAGAAGGCGCUGCUUCAAGUGAACGCACGCAAAGCACACAAGCAGGACAUGUACCAGUGGGCGACUGCCGAUAUGUAAUACAAACAUGGAAGAAACGUGGCCCGCAUGCAACAUGUGGACAUUUGCAAAUAUGACUUCGAAGUAUUCUGGA